This is a messenger RNA of Oppiella nova, 1560 nucleotides long. The record is from the annotation of a GenBank genome assembly. NCBI's taxonomy places the organism in Eukaryota, Metazoa, Arthropoda, Arachnida, Sarcoptiformes, Oppiidae.
GUUUUAAAUGUCAAAACGUUUUGUUUGUGUCUUUGAGUGAGAAAAUGGUUUUAAAGUAACACUCAAUUCAGUGAUAAUCACAUCAAUUGGUUCAGUCAUGACAUCGCCGGUAAUACUAACGAAAGCAGUGAUAGAUGAUUGCGAUUUAUACGCAAAUACUUUCUUCAAAAGACACAGAAAUGAAUCCAUUUGUACGGAGAGUCACAGCGAUUCCAACGAUGAGAUAGCGAUGGCUGUCGAUGACCACUGUCGAGAAGAACACCAUUUAAUGAAGUCUUUAGGACUUCCGACACAAUUCUACUCAAAUCGUGUAUUGAAUAAGAGGUCCAAGAAGUCGACGGUUAAGACCAAAACCACUGCUAAGCAGAAGAAGUCAAAAGACGUGAUCGCUUUGACGAAGAAGUUGUCGCAAUUGUGUCGACCAGAAAGCGAUGAUAUGGUGAAGAAUCAAGUGAUGACAGCGGAUGACGAGUCAAGUGAUGAUUACGGAUGGUUUCAGACCAAUCUUAAAGGGACUCAAGCGGUCGACUGGAGUGCCUUAAAGCGAGAGCAUCUGUGGAUAGAUUUGAACGAUUCAGACGAUGAACAGCAGUCAUCACAAGACAAGACACGGCCUGAAGACAAGGAUGACGAACAGACCAAUACUACUGACGCUAAUAAUGAGAGUUUUAGAUCCACUUCUGGGGCUAAGCGUCUAAUUAUAAAGUCGUUCGUCAAUGACGGCAGUGAUAGCGAUGACGACCCGCCAGAGGAGAGAUACACUCUCAUCAAGAGAGCCCAUGAAUCAGAUGCAAUGGAUUUAAAUGAAGAGCCGGUCGCACAGAAAUGUGCGGUCAAUUUGGAGGCAUUCACUGUGUCUGAGAAAGGGGUCAACUAUAAGAAACCAAAGUCCAAGUAUUGGCACCAAAGAUAUCGCCUCUUCUCGCGCUUCGAUGAAGGGAUUCGUAUGGACUCCGAGUCCUGGUAUUCGGUGACACCGGAGCGCAUCGCUGAACACAUCGCCCAACGAUUUUCGCUCAAUAAUCACAACUACAUUAUAAUCGACGCCUUCUGUGGCUCCGGUGGUAAUACCAUUCAGUUUGCGCUCAUUUCAGAUGCCGUUAAAGUCAUAGCCAUAGACAUCGAUGCCGUGAAGAUCCAUAACGCCAAACAUAACGCUCUCAUCUAUGGUGUCGAUCACAGGAUUGAAUUCAUUUGCGGAGAUUUCAUGGUUUUGGCCAAAUCUGGCGCUCUCUUUGGCGACGCCGUGUUCCUGAGCCCUCCCUGGGGUGGCCCCAAAUAUUUGAGUUUAGAUGUCUAUACACUUGGUAUGAUGUCUCCCAGUGGUGCCGAUGUGUAUAAUGUGACCAAAGAUCACAUCAGUGCCAACAUCGGUAUACUUUUGCCACGAAAUAUAGACACCAAAGGUGUUGAACAGUUGGCUGGCGUUGGGAACAGAGUUGAGAUCGAAGACAACCUGAUGAACGGGAAAAUAAAAACAAAAACCGCAUAUUUUGGUGAUUUGAUUAUUGAUAAGUCAUAGAUCUGAAAAUGAAUUAUUUUUAUUUCCACAUACCGUAC